CGAGGAACAUUGACUGAGAAAAAUGGGUUCUUCCGUUGCGAUGCGAUGGUGAAAAGAAACUGAACGAUUUCAAACGUGCCAAUAGGUGAAGGAAAACACGGAACAUGCAAUAAACAUCGGAAAAGUGUCAAAACAAACAUACAAACCCAUACCAAAAAAUGUAGUGUGAUAUAAAAGUGGUGGUGCCCUUCGAUACGAUCCCCAGCGAUAUACGCCGGGUCGAUUGAACAAACCUGUUCAACUUUCGAAUGCGGGCCAAUGCUGUGGCGACAAAAGCAACAGCAACCGAUAGCAAGUGAUCGCCGAUCGAAGCGUGAACUUGUCUAGUAAUAAACGAGACGCACGUUCAAAUCUACUGCUAAAGAGACCCCCAAGGAAAAAUGCUCGACUUGCAACGGCAUGCCGACUGCCCACUCUGGGACGCCCUUGCCAGCCCGGUGGUGCCCUGGCCAGGGAUGCGAUACGCCUGUGUGAAGGUCCUGCACGCCUACUGCAAAGUGUUCAACAAACAGGAACUCUACGACCUGAUAGUAAGGAAAACGUGCCAGGAGUGCAAGUGCCCUCGCGAGACUCACGCCGUUUAUCACGAACAGCUGACCACGGUACGGGAGCGGCUCGGGUUCAAGUAUGACACCAACACAUCCAGGGUGGAUCCACGUCAGAUGGGCUUCACCUGGGUGCCGCCCGGUAUUUUAACAUCAGCAAAGAUACAACGAUAUUUCGAUGUGAUACCGCCCGAGAAGGUGCCCAAGAUGGGUACGCAAGGUGAACGGUUCCGUGACAAGCAGCUGGUGUACCAGCUGCCGAAGCAAGAUCUUGCACUGGAUUACUGCAAACAUGUGGAAGAACAGAAUCGCAGCUCGUACGAAGAUUUCGUGGCAGCCAGGAACGAGAUUGCACUAGAUAUUGGCUAUGUCAAAGACACGCCGCAGGCAACAAAGUGCGCCGGUUGCAGCGAACUGCUCAACCAGGGCGAGAUGGCUGUGACGGCACCGAAGUUCCGGGAGCAAACGCUCUGGCAUCCACGCUGCUUUAAAUGCACGACCUGUGAUGAACUGCUGGUCGAUCUAACCUACUGCGUACAUGACGACCGGAUCUACUGCGAGCGGCACUACGCGGAAAUGCUGAAACCACGCUGCAGCGCCUGCGAUGAGCUUAUUUUCAGUGGCGAGUACACCAAAGCCAUGUCGAAGGACUGGCACUCGGGACACUUCUGCUGCUGGCAGUGCGACGAAAGCCUGACCGGCCAACGGUACGUCCUUCGGGAUGAGCACCCGUACUGCAUCAAGUGCUACGAGAACGUGUUCGCCAACGUGUGCGAGGAAUGCAACAAGACCAUCGGCAUUGACUCGAAGGAUCUCUCGUACAAGGACAAGCACUGGCACGAGGCGUGCUUCCUGUGCAACAAGUGCCGCAUCUCGCUGGUGGACAAACAGUUCGGCUCGAAGGCGGACAAGAUCUACUGCGGCAACUGCUACGAUGCCCAGUUCGCAUCCCGCUGCGAUGGCUGCGGCGAAAUCUUCCGUGCAGGCACGAAGAAGAUGGAAUACAAAACCAGACAGUGGCACGAGAAGUGCUUCUGCUGCUGCGUGUGCAAGACCGCCAUCGGUACGAAGUCGUUUAUUCCUCGCGAGCAGGAGAUCUACUGCGCUGGUUGCUACGAGGAGAAGUACGCCACUCGGUGCAUCAAGUGCAAGAAGAUCAUCACGAGCGGUGGCGUAACGUACAAGAACGAACCGUGGCAUCGUGAGUGUUUCACGUGCACGCACUGCCAGGUGUCCCUGGCCGGGCAGCGUUUCACGAGCCGUGACGAGAAGCCCUACUGUGCCGAGUGCUUUGGUGAGCUGUUCGCGAAGAGAUGCACCUCCUGUACCAAGCCCAUCACCGGCAUUGGCGGUACGCGUUUCAUCUCGUUCGAGGAUCGCCACUGGCAUAACGAUUGCUUCAUCUGCGCCAUGUGCAAGACGUCGCUGGUUGGGCGCGGUUUCAUCACCGAUGAACAGGAUGUCAUUUGCCCGGAGUGUGCCAAGCAGAAGCUGAUGUAAGGGCCACGACGGUAUCCAGACUCCGCGGCCCAGGUCGCCGAUUACCAUCCCUGACAUAGCGACACUGGAGUUCGUUAGGAUUACGACGCUACAGACCGAGAGGGAACCCGAGCGAUCCAUACAAGUGUCCCUUUCGAGCGAACGGAUCCUUCAUGCAGCAGCAUCAUCAUCAUCAUCGUCAUCCCAUUGCGUCAUCGAUCGCGUUUAAAUUAUUUAUAUCUAUUCCCUCUUAUUGCAAGUUUUACCUCCUAGUUUUCGCGUGCGCCACUUUCUCUCUCACUCGUUUUUUGCCUAUCGUAGGAAAGGAUCGUAGAGCAUCCUGGCUAGUUCGUUGUGGCUGCCGAUUGUUAAAUGUGCCACCAGUGCGGGCCUUGCGUGUGCCUUCUUAUUGUUUCAUUUCGGCCAGUGUUCCUUGUUUGCCCAGGGCGCGAGCUGCUUUCCCGUCCUCAAUGGCUUUGGAGUCUUGUUUUUUUUUUUGUUUAAGCAUGUAAUGAAGCUUGCCGAGCGUAGUAAGAUACCGACGUAGUUAGAACGAAACCCAGAAAUUGCGAGAAUGGCAAGAGAAUGAACAAAAAGAAGACGAGGGAGAGAAGUGUGAGAUGUGCGAGUCACACGUGGAAAACGAAUGAAAUUAGGAGGAUAGAAGGAUGGACAGCAUAGCGUAGCGAACGGCCUAUAUUCACUGAAGAUGCCUUUUUACUAUCGGAUAUAAUAACCUUACACGAAGCAAGGAAGCAGAAACUGGAACACGUGGCGGCCGUUUGUGGAGGUGUUCAAACGAAACGCUCACGUGUAGACACGCGCAAGCCUGCCCGGUUGACGGGGCCAUUAGUCAUUUCGUGGCAAGUGCUACUUUCGACCGAAUGUUACCGCUUUCUGGGACAUAAUUUUAGAGUAUGAACCUGCUCCCCACCACUUCCAGCAUCCCACUCCUCCCACUGUCGGAAACUUCCGCAUUCUCUCACCCGCCAUUCGGUGUUUGUUACUUCCGCGUUGAGUUCCCUUUUGUCGCUUAGCCUAAAUUAGUAGGGACUGAAAAUGGGCAAAGAGUGUAAGAAAAAUUAAACAUAAAAAAACAACGAACAAACGAACGCGAGGCUCCGCGAGGUGCGCUUGCGAGAGAUCCCAGCAGGAUAGUUUUGUAAAUUUGAUAGGACACAACGAAAGGCGGAAGGCGUUGCACGAAUUGUCGCUUGCGUGGAGCGUGGAGAAAAUGAGACCCAUGGAGGACAGCUGAAGGAGCAGCCCAUUCGUGAAAUGGGACAUGCACGCAAGGAAUUGGGCGGCCAUUAUUCGCACGCACCCACGUACACACUCACCCGACAAUGGCCCGGUGUGGAGCCCACAAAACGAUUGGCGAAUGCGGAAUGGAGUUUUUGGUUCAGAACAGCAGCAUAUCGUUUGCGGCAACAUUGGCGUCCUUUUAAAUUAUUUAUUCGUUACACCACAUGAACCACCGGGUUCGUGGAAAAUCCGUGGAAAACAUCAUAUGCACAUACACACGACGGUGCGCAAUCGAAAGAAUCGCAAUAAAAUCGUAAUAAAGAAACCAUUAAACGAAACAACCACAGCACACGUACACGCACCCCAACACACACACACAUACAUACUGCAGAAGUUCGCAACAUAAUAUCCCACAUCCUUACUCUUUAUCUCUCUUGCUCCUUGAACCCCCAUUUCGCCGUGAUGGCGAAACUCGGGAGGGCUUUGAUAACAGUAGAACUUAAAAUCCUUCCCAGCUAUUCGUUUGUUAACCAUUUAAAGGUAGGAGUUUAAUGCUAAGUCUAAUAAAAAAAGAAAAAUAUUUAAAUAUAUAUAUAUGUAUGUAUAUGUACACAAAACACGCAUGGAAAGGAUAUUUAUGCCACUGUGGGGCUGGUCUUUUCGCUGAUGCGUUUAGCACGCUAUUUACUAUCCGAGAUGAUUUAUUACAUUGCAUUACACUGCUUAAGUGCACGAUCAUCUCACAAACGACCAAAACCACACAGAGAAGCGUACUUUUUACUCCUUGUUCAUCGCUUUCUAAACGAUUUCUACUAUUACUACCACUGUUACUACUAUUGCUACUACUUCUGCGAGCAGUCAUUAAGAGAUGGAUGAUAAGGAGGGAAGAAAAAAAAAGGAAAAUAAAACAAAACCUGUGGCCUUUCUGUAUAUUGAGAUGCGAGAUGCAAAAACUGUGCAUCGGAUGCAACUGUAAAUGGCAUGCAUAGUGGCCGUUGCGCUUAGGGUAAACGAACACAAGCCCCCUCAUCCAAUUAUUGUGUAAUGUAAUGAUGUAAAUGAAACGCACGUUCGCUUCAGGAAUGAAGAACGGGGGCCAAAUGUAAUGCCGACAGGAUGCACGCGCACUGAGAGACACCUGCAGUGAACGUGGCGUUUCAGCGCAGUGUUUGCAAUUACUGCAAUACUGUACCAUUGUAGCGCAAAUGAAAUAAAACAAAACCUUGUGUGCAGUUAGCAGAUG
Messenger RNA from Anopheles nili, 4512 nucleotides. It is a transcript of the gene Lmpt, whose product is annotated as four and a half LIM domains protein 2. Gene Ontology annotation, molecular function: zinc ion binding; transcription coregulator activity. NCBI's taxonomy places the organism in Eukaryota, Metazoa, Arthropoda, Insecta, Diptera, Culicidae. The transcript is spliced from 9 exons. The record is from RefSeq and is a predicted model, not a curated record. Gene Ontology annotation, cellular component: Z disc; nucleus. The coding region runs from base 381 to 2045 and encodes 554 amino acids.